Vigna angularis (adzuki bean) is the source of this 2688-nucleotide messenger RNA. RefSeq names its product alpha-1,3-arabinosyltransferase XAT2. The record is from RefSeq and is a predicted model, not a curated record. Gene Ontology annotation, molecular function: glycosyltransferase activity. NCBI's taxonomy places the organism in Eukaryota, Viridiplantae, Streptophyta, Magnoliopsida, Fabales, Fabaceae. The coding region runs from base 703 to 2091 and encodes 462 amino acids. The transcript is spliced from 3 exons.
UUAUGGUGAGAUGAGAAGUAUAACUAAACAAAGUAAAAAGAUAAAUCCAAGCAUAAGAAUGUGGCCCGUUUUACACUUUAAUGCAAUGACUUUUUGAUACCAAUCAACCGUAUUAUAGUUCAAACUGAUUGCUAAUCCGUCCUGUGUGUUUUGUUCAUCAAGUUAACUAAGCUGCUAUUUUUGGUUAAUUUGUGACUUGAGCCACAUUUGUGUUAGCAUGGAAGGUAAUGAACUAAUAAUCUAGCGGUGAUUCGAGAAAUGCAAUAAUUGAUACCAGCAUUCUAAGCAAGGUUUAGUUGGUUAAUACUUUUCAAAGAUGGGUUCCACGGUUGGCAGUUCAUACUUCAUAUGUGAAAAAAUAUGAUCUUACCAAACACCAAUCGUUUAAAAGGUUUCUUCGUCGUAACAGUCAACCAAAGUCCUUUUCAUUGGCCAUUAAAUAUUGGUUUUGGAGAAUCCUCUUGAUUCAAGAUAUAACAACAACUUCGUGGAGACCAACAUUGAAUAGAAAAUGCGCCUCGACCUUCCUCCAUUUGUCAUAUAGAACUGUCUCAAAAUCUUGCUUAGCCGACUACUCAAACCACAGAGGAUGUGUACAAAAAAAUUCAUGGUGAUCCACUAAAGAGGUGUUACUCAAAACUACUUCUAUUUGAUGGUAUUGUGAUCCUGACAUAGAAGAAGGGUUCUUGAGUGAUAAAUAAAAUGAUUUACGACACAGUACUGGCCAAAAGCUUUAGUCGUUAUGAGCAGAAAAGGUUGGGAUAUGGAGCAUUUGUGAGCUGCUUGUUCAUAGUUUUCAGUCUUUGCACUGUGUUUAAGCCUUACUUGGGUCCUGUGCACGUGUUGAAUCUGAAGCUCUUAGUAGGUGUUGACACCAAAAUGCUGAUCACCGGCAGCUCUUCACGAAUAUCCAAAGUUGAAGGGAAAGAAACAAAGAAAGAGGAGCUACUGUGCAGUUCAGAAGAAAGAACAGAAUUUUGCCAAGCAAGGGGGGAUAUCAGAGUCCUAGGAAAAUCCUCUACUGUAUACAUUGCUUCAUCUAAGGCAACAACGUUGGAAAAAAACAUGUCACGGAGUUUAAAGCCUUAUGCAAGAAGGGAUGAUGUAGAUGCAAUGAUUCGUGUAAGAAAAUGGACAUUGAAGGAGGUGAAUGUUAACCAGAAAGUCCCCCAAUGCACCCAAAAUCACAGCAUUCCAGCUGUACUGUUUUCUACUGGAGGGUACACUGGAAACCACUUCCAUGAAUUCACUGACAUUGUUAUUCCGUUGUUUUUGACUGCUAGACAGUUCAAUGGAGAAGUACAGUUUAUCAUAGCAGAUAACCGUCCUUGGUGGAUUUCAAAGCACAAACCACUUCUUAAGAAGCUGUCCUACUAUGAGAUUAUGGACAUUGAUCAAGAUGAUGGAGUUCAUUGCUUCCCAAGGGUGAAUGUGGGGCUCAAACGGCACCAUAAAGAACUAAGCAUUGACCCUCAAAAAUACUCCUAUUCCAUGCAGGACUUCAGGGAUUUUUUGAGAAGUUCCUAUGCAUUGAAGAGAUUCCAAGCAAUAAAAAUCAGAAAUGGUCAACAUGGGAAGCCAAGGCUCAUGAUUCUUUCAAGAAAAAGAUCAAGAUCUUUCAUUAAUACCGAUGAAAUAGAAAAAAUGGCCAAGAGUUUGGGUUUUGAUGUCAUCAUUAGGGAAGCAGGGAAGAGCAUGUGGGGCUUUGCUCAUGUUGUGAAUUCCUGUGAUGUGUUACUGGGAGUUCAUGGAGCAGGUCUCACUAACAUACUUUUCCUUCCGGAAAAUGCAGUUUUCAUACAGGUUGUGCCUUAUGGUGGGUAUGCAUUGGACUGGCUUGCCACAAAUGACUUUGGAACACCCUCAAAGGAUAUGAACAUAAAGUACUUAGAAUAUAAAAUAAGCUUGGAAGAAAGCACUCUUGUACAACAAUACCCGCUAGAUCACAUGUUUAUAAAGAAUCCUCCAUUGAUUGAGAAAAUAGGGUGGCAAGAAUUUAAGUCUGUGUAUUUGGACAAGCAAAAUAUCAAGCUUGAUGUUAACAGGUUUAAGCCUACAUUGCAGAGAGCUCUUGAGCUAUUGCAUAAAUGAGUAUGAUAUGUGUCACAAUUAGGAUUUGAUCAAAUUCUUUUCUUUCUUACUGAUAUUUAUCUGUUGUUUUUCAACAAACAGCUUAAGAAUGACAGGCAGGUUAUCAUCUGAAACGAAAUUUCUGUAUUGAAAGGAAAAUUAUGUUUGUUAUGUAUUUUGAGACAUCAUGCAUUGACAAAAAGUUUAGGCUAUGUCCUAUGUUUGGGUAAAUGUUUAUUUUAGGAAAUAAUGGGUUUUCUUUUCUCAGAAGUUCUCAUGUAAAAUUAAUAAUGAUAAUGAGUGAAUUUGUAAUUGUAAAUGUAAAAACUGUUGCUUGUACUUAAGUUGAAGAGAUAAACAUGAAUUCAAUUUAAACUUUAUGUGGGACACCAUGCACCUGCUACUUCAGAAAGUGGAGUUGGUGAGAUAGAUUGUAAAUUGGUUUAGUUCUUACUUUGAAUUUUACCCUAGACAACUGUGGAGUGUUUUUAAAAAACAAUUGAAAACCUACUCUUCAGAUAACACAAGAGCUUCCAUUACCGCUACAGUCAUAAAGUCAUCGCUGUUGAUUGUUGUAGGUUCUAAAAUUAUACAACUUCUUGAUUCUUUGAUUUUCUA